Messenger RNA from Hyalella azteca, 2415 nucleotides. Its product is annotated as solute carrier family 12 member 2. The transcript has 16 exons. Gene Ontology annotation, biological process: chloride transmembrane transport; potassium ion homeostasis; sodium ion transmembrane transport. The record is from RefSeq and is a predicted model, not a curated record. The annotation marks the transcript as partial. Gene Ontology annotation, cellular component: membrane. NCBI's taxonomy places the organism in Eukaryota, Metazoa, Arthropoda, Malacostraca, Amphipoda, Hyalellidae. Gene Ontology annotation, molecular function: sodium:potassium:chloride symporter activity.
GUAAUGGAGCUAGUAUCGAUCUGGGGUCCGCUGAUCUACGCAGGCUGCUUCGCGGCCACCCUUUCCUCAGCCAUCGCUUCUCUCGUGGGUGCCCCCCGUGUGCUACAGGCCCUCGCCAAGGACAGACUCUACCCCGGCAUCUUCGUGUUCAGUAUCGGUUACGGCGCCAACAACGACCCUGUCAAUGGAUACUGUCUGGUAAUGGAGCUAGUAUCGAUCUGGGGUCCGCUGAUCUACGCGGGCUGCUUCGCGGCCACCCUCUCCUCCGCCAUCGCAUCACUCGUGGGUGCCCCGCGCGUGCUGCAGGCCCUCGCCAAGGACAGACUCUACCCCGGCAUCUUCGUGUUCAGUAUCGGUUACGGCGCCAACAACGACCCUGUUAAUGGAUACUGUCUGGUCUUCGUAUUAUCUCUAGCCUGCAUUAUGAUCGGUGACUUGAACGCGGUAUCAACACUUCUCAGCAACUUCUUCCUGGCAUCCUACUGCCUUAUCAACUUUUCCUGCUUCCACGCGUCGCUCAUCAAGAGCCCUGGCUGGAGGCCAUCAUUCAAGUAUUACAACUUGUGGGUGAGUCUGUUCGGUGGCUUGUUGUGCCUGGUUGUGAUGUUCCUCAUCGACUACAGAACGGCACUUGUCACCUUCCUCGUCACGAUCGGCCUAUACUUGUUCGUCUCCUACAGGAAACCAGACGCGAACUGGGGAUCUAGUACGCAGUCAGCCUCGUACGUGUCAGCCCUGAAGGCGACGCUGACGCUGCAGACCGUCGACGACCACAUCAAGAACUACCGUCCCCAGGUCCUUGUCAUGACAGGCAGACCCAGCAGUAGACCUCCUCUACUCGACUUUGCCAACCUUAUCACCAAGAACCUCAGCAUGCUGGUCUGCGGUGAAGUGUCCAAGGUGAGUAGACCCAGUGUGAUGAGGUCAGCAUAUGCAAACAAGUGCAACGACUGGCUCAUCGAGAAGAAGUACAAAGCUUUCUAUAAUCUCGUGGUGGCCAACUCUCUGGACGAAGGAGCCGCAAGCCUCUUCCAGCUUGCCGGUUUGGGCAAACUGAAGCCCAACAUCGUCCUUCUAGGCUUCAAGAGCGACUGGAACGUGUGCAGCAAAGAUGAACUCUCUGCGUACCUCAACACUCUGCAUGCGGCGCUGACCAUGCAGCUGAGUCUCGGCAUCCUACGUCUGGCCAAAGGAACUGAUUACUCCAAUGUUAUAGCUGAGGAUUCAUCCAACAGCCUUGACGAGGUUGCUGAUCAAAAUGCUCGAGAAGCCAGCGACGCAAGUCGCAAGGAAUUCGAGGCGUUGAUAGAGCAAUUCAAGACCACCGCCAGCAAUGCUGACGACGGCGUGUCCAUCACAGCGGAGGAGUUGGCCAGUCAGAAGGACAAGAUCAACAGACACAUCAGGUUGAGGGAGCUGCUCAAAGAGAACUCGAGGGCGGCUAAUCUCAUCAUAAUGACACUACCCAUGCCCCGCAAAGGCCACGUGUCAGCGUCACUCUACAUGGCGUGGCUGGAGUACAUCAGCAGAGACAUGCCACCCUUCCUCUUCAUCAGGGGCAACCAGCAGUCCGUGCUUACAUUCUACAUGAUCUUGUCUAUGAUUGGUGCGGCGCUGACCAUGCAGCUGAGUCUCGGCAUCCUACGUCUGGCCAAAGGAACUGAUUACUCCAAUGUUAUAGCUGAGGAUUCAUCCAACAGCCUUGACGAGGUUGCUGAUCAAAAUGCUCGAGAAGAUGGCAUAUCCAAAGGCGGGUCCAAAAAGCGGAAGUUCUCCUUUUCUGACGCUUACACCGGCCCAGGGGGAGUCAAGCUACCCAGAGACGUAUUGGACGGCAUCACCACAUUCAAGCGCAAGCAAGACAAAGGCACCAUAGAUGUGUGGUGGCUGUAUGACGAUGGGGGCCUGACACUCCUACUCCCCAACAUCCUAAUUACUCGCGCCAAGUGGAGCAGCUGCAAACUACGCAUCUUCGCCCUCGCCAACCGCCGCGACGAGCUCGACAUGGAGCAGCGCAGCAUGGCCAAUCUCCUCCACAAGUUCAGGAUCGACUACAGUGACGUCAUCGUCAUCCCGGACGCCAUGAGGAAAGCCAGCGACGCAAGUCGCAAGGAAUUCGAGGCGUUGAUAGAAAAAUUCAAGACCUCCGCCAGCAAUGCUGACGACGGUGUGUCCAUCACAGCGGAGGAGCUGGCCAGUCAGAAGGACAAGAUCAACAGACACAUCAGGUUGAGGGAGCUGCUGAAGGAGAACUCGAGAGCGGCCAACCUCAUCAUAAUGACACUACCCAUGCCGCGCAAAGGCCACGUGUCGGCGGCACUCUACAUGGCGUGGCUGGAGUACAUCAGCAGAGACAUGCCACCCUUCCUCUUCAUCAGGGGCAACCAGCAGUCCGUGCUUACAUUCUACAUGUAG